AUGUUGACAACGCGGCAGCUGGUUCCCCCUUCUGUGGUACAUCUCGCAUGUCCUCUCCGUCUUGAAGAUGGAAGUACUGUUCUUCUCACUGCCACGGCCUCUUUCCUGCAUGUACGGCUGCCCGUUUGGAAGUUUGAUAGUAGUGGAAACGAGACCUGCGUCUUUGUUCCCACGAUGGAGGAGAUGCACAUUGGAGGCGUCGCAGUUGCUCUCGUGGCCUGCGCGCAUCAGUGCUUUGUGGUCCUUACACAGGACUGUGAUAUCUUAGUGGCGCGAUACCAGGCAAACUUGCCUGCUCCGCCUCAAUCAUGGCUUUGCAAUGAUGUACUACACCAUAGCAACGCGUGGAUUAUUCUGUAUCGUGGUAGGCUGUCUGCAGGCCAAACAGGCGGGUUUUCAAUGCUGGGUCUACGCUCGCUAUUCGCUCCUGGUGAGGAUGGGACGACAGUGCAGUGUAGCGUCCUGCGCGGCGUGCGACACACAUUAAUCAUUGAUAUUCCCAAUGAUGCAUCUGAUGCAUUUUUUCGUGAGAAGUGGGUCUUGAGCGUUCCUCAAAGUGUAGGACCGUUUUCCUAUAGUGUCGCCCCAUUUAAACGUGAUGUCAUGGAGCAAUCCGAUGAGGAACUGCUAUUACACUGUACGGUUGCAGAGUUGGCGAAACGGAAAUGUUUGCAGAAGCCCCCACCCAUUGAACAGCGGUAUGGUUUUCCACCUGUCUCUGUGACACUGCUUUCCCGCACCUCUGAUGAUCAUAUCUUGUCCAUGGCUUUGAUGCCAGCAACUCCACCCCAGGGACCUGAAAGCUUCGUCUUUGUUUUUCCCCAUCGGUCGUCCCUGAGUGUCUUUGGGUCUCUUUCGCGUUCUUCGCGUGGAAGGCUGUUGGAAAAUCUGACAGUAAGCGGUUCCCCGUAUUUGGUAUUAACUCUUCCUGAUCGUAUAUUGGUUCUCUCACUUGUGGGGUGUAUGCAUGUAUUGUUCGUUUUUGGCGUUAAUGCCACAUCACUGGGAACAGUUAUCAAUAUGGUAGGCAAUCACAGGACAAUGCGUGUUGCACGAAGCUUGAACCACCCAUGUGCUGCUGUGGUGCAGCAGGGCGAGGCGGGUGAGGUGCUUUGGAUGCUGCUGGAAAAUGGUCUUUUGGCAAGCCUUUCCAUUGAGGUCUUACGGUCAUGCAAUGAUGUCCCAAAUAUAUAUGAUGCACCCAACAUUCACUCCGGGGAUUGUGAGGAUGGCGAGUGGCCCAUUGCACAUAUUAGUGGAUUGCCGCACGGUUUCCGUGCUAUAUCAAUUGUGCCCUUUGAGCGUGGUUGUACAACACGGUUUCAGCCGCAUCCAGUGACGGAGCGUUACGUUCUGCUGGGUGACGGCGUCUCUGAUACGUACCUCGUUGAUCUUAUUGAACGACGCACCGUGGGCGGUUUGCUUUCCCAUGGUGCCAUGACAUCAGUCUGCACUGGCCCUGGCAUGGACCUUGUCGUGACAUAUUCGAAGGGCCUGCUGCGGCGGCUGUCGUCUGGUGUGGCAUCCCCAGUGCGAGUCCACGCAGCAUUUGCUGGCGUUCAUCAGAUGUACGCACUGUCCCACAUGAGCGUGUCGCAGCCAUCAAAUUUGACGUUUCAUUUUCUGGUGACCACCGCUGUUCGCACGGCUAUCUUGCGAGGGGCGGCGGGACACAUAGAGGAGUUGCAGGAUGUGGAGGGGUUUCUGUUGGAUGAGCCGACUCUUGCGGUGCAUUCGGCACCCCCAGAAGGCAAAGCUAUGUCGGCGGCGUCCUCGCCAUCAUUAUUGUUUGCACAGUGUACGCCUACGCGCCUCAAUCUUUCGGGGACACGCAAGUUUUUGGGUGAAAUUCUGCCCGGAGUGGAUCGCGCAUCGCAUGCAUGUUUUGCUGGGGACGAAUUUCUUGCUGUUGCCGAUUCACAACGUGUCUCAAUUCUUUCCAUUGCGUGUGGGAGCACUCCACGUGUCAUCGCGCAGAGGCAUUUGACGGGUGAUGUGUCACAUUUGGUCGCGUGGCGCAUGCCGGACUCUUGCGGGUGGCGCAUCGCAUCUUGUUUGUGGUCACACGAGAUUCUUGUAUGGAUUUUGGGUGAAGCUGGCACGAAAUACCACGUGUUGAAUGUCAACGCCGUUGUUUCGUCAAGUUUUUUACUACCAGAUGGUGGUGUGGGGCUAACCUUUAUCGACCGCACAGUCGCCGUGCUGCGUCAAGCCACGGUAGAAGGUCCUCCCACCCUUACGGCGAUGGCGAAUGCUGACUGUGGAGCCUUUCAGGCGGACAUCUGUCUCCCUGUGACGCUUUUUAAUGGGUGUGGUGUCAGCCCUCACUUCCAACUUGUGGCGGUUCAGGGCCUAAAGGUGGACUUGGUGGCGUUACGGUCUGCUGCAGUGGUUGAUGAGCAGCUGGGCAUCGCGUUAUCCCCUGCACCUUCACAUAGUUGGGAUGGCAUCCAGUCCAAUAGUAACAAAAAGAAAGAAGAGGGGCUCGCUCAUGCUCCGGAUGCUCUGCCGAUGCCACUUCGUUGUGGUUUUGUUUUGUACUUUACCACCGCAGCCUAUUACGUGCUGGUGAUGUCGGAUGGGAUGCACAUUACAGUUUGGUCCAUCCCAGAGUUACUUCCGCCCGAAGCAACGCAGGCGACUCCGUGUCGUCGAAGUGGUUCUCUGCAACGAGGCCCCGUGAAGUACCAAGAGACCCAUGCAUUACAGCUGCCUUUUAUCACGGCCUACGACCACAGACUGACCAAGGCCAUUUACCUGCCUCUCUCCAACACUCUUGUGGCACUUACAGACAGAGGGGAGGACACCUCAAUUGUUAGUGCCGUUGAUGCAGAGACUUUUUGUGUGAUUGAUGGCCUUCCGAUGGCAUUGAAGGAGAUUCCGAUAUGUCUCGAGUCACUCUCUGUUUCUGUGGAUGAUGCUGCUGUUGUUGGCACAGCGGUACAAUCGGCUGGAUCUGCGACUGAUCCCACGUCGGGGCGCCUUUUGGUUGUACAUGUGAAGCCGCUUCGCAUAUCUUCAGUGGCCUGCAUUACCACCGGUGGGGUGCUUGACAUUUCUGUGCAGGGAUGCGGUGACAAUCACCUCAUUGCGGUGGCCAGCAUGGAUCGUGUGCUAGUGUAUCGUCUUGCUGGGUUUACUCUUUCUCUUCUUUGCCAUUCUGAAACGAGGUCAGCAUGCACGACCGUGGCACUACGCUACCCGUUUCUUUCCUCUGGGUUGUAUGCGUGGGGGGCCCAAUACAUGAAGCUGUUACCCGAGGGCAGGACUGAAGAGGAUCUCAAUGCAUGGAAAACUGUUUCUAUUGGUCAGGAAGAGGAUAGUCGCGGCAAUAACCAGAGUAGUGGCAGCAAUGCAGACGAGAGUCGAUUGAGUGGUCUUCAGCAAGCUGAUUUGUCUUACUGGGUGCGUUGGCAUGGGGUCGGGUUGACGCUAAAGACCUGUGCACUGGAACCGACUGCGUUUGCUGGUGUUCAUUCACAAGCUGUUUACGGUGAUGAGGUGGCUCGUGUUGACGGUGAGCGGAAUCUCAUUACCGUUGCCUUUUUGGAUUCACCGGAGGCUAAGCUGGGAGAGGGGCCUGACACACGCGUCGUUGGCCUUGAAGGUGGCUACAGCAGUAUGCUGACACGCUGUCUGCGUCUGCCGUCGCGUCCAUUGCGAGUUCAGUUCAGCGCGCAGGGGUUGUCGCCUUGGCGAUUUCGCAACACUCCAUUCAUGGCUUGGUCUGAGCACCGCACUGCGAUGCGGCUUGUCGGUCCAAUGUUGCUGAUGCCGUGCGCUGAUGGUAGUCUGCAUUGUGCGGGUGAAAUUCCCAGCGCCUUUGCAAGUCCGCUGCUGCGAUUGGAGCAGCGCAUUACGGAGCUGUACGACACCACACUGAGCUUCUCUAGACACGGCGGCGAUGGUGGCUGUGGCGGUGGGUUGCAUCGAACGUACCACUCGGUCAGCUUUGAGGCGGAGGUAGCGGUGCAGAGUUUGACACGUGUGCUGCAUAAGCAGUCUUUCUUGUGUGUGGAUGCCAUUGAGGAGUUCUUUUUGUUGACGCGUCUCACCGAGAUGCCGGACCCGAUGCUGACAGCGGAGGGGCGCGAAUGGGUCACGCGCAAGAAGCAACUGAUGGAUGCACAUCUCAAACCCGUCUGGGAGGAGUACGCAGGGGAGCUGCAGGAUGUAGACGUGUGUGACAUGCUGCACCUCUGGUAA
This is a messenger RNA of Trypanosoma rangeli, 4206 nucleotides long. RefSeq lists its product as uncharacterized. The record is from RefSeq and is a predicted model, not a curated record. Bases 1 to 4206 code for a protein of 1401 amino acids. The transcript has a single exon. Lineage: Eukaryota; Euglenozoa; Kinetoplastea; Trypanosomatida; Trypanosomatidae. Gene Ontology annotation, molecular function: protein binding.